AGCCCCGGGCCCAGCAUGCGCCUGUCGGUGCGGAGGGCACUGCUGGCAGCUGGCUUUGCCCUGGCCCUGGUGCUGGUGGUCCAGCUGGGGCAGCAGAUGCUGGAGUGCCGGGCGGUGCUAGGGGGCCCCCGGCAGGCCAUGUGGCUGGAGCAGGAGGACCUCGUGAUGGUGGGCACGGACCACGUGGAGUACCUCUACGACAAGCCCAUGCUGCUCAUCUUCGUGGGGAGCGAGCCCUGGAGUGUCACCACGCUCAUGCAUGCGAUGCUGGACGCCCACCCCAAGGUGCGCUGCGGGGAGGAGACCCGCAUCAUCCCCCACGUGCUGGCCACCCAGGCCUGGUCCAAGUCGGGCCGGGAGAAGCUGCGGCUGGAUGAGGCAGGUGUGACAGGCGAGGUGCUGGAUGCGGCCUUCAUCUUGGAGGUGAUCGCCAAGCAUGGAGAGCCGGCCCUCGUCCUCCGUAACAAAGACCCCUUCACGCUCAAGUCCUCCGUCUACCUGUUGCGCCUGUUCCCCAACUCCAAGUCCCUGCUGAUGGUGCGGGACGGCCGGGCCUCGGUGCACUCCAUGAUCACCCGCAAGGUCACCAUCGCCGGCUUCGACCUCAGCAGCUACCGCAACUGCCUCACCAAGGGGAACAAGGCCAUUGAGGUGAUGUACGCCCAGUGCAUGGAGGUGGGCAAGGACAAGUGCCUGCCCGUGUACUACGAGCAGCUGGUGCUGCACCCCCAGUGCUGCCUCAAGCUCAUCCUCGACUUCCUCGGCAUCACCUGGAGCAACGCUGUCCUGCACCAUGAGGACCUCAACGGCAAGCCCGGCGGCGUCUCCCUGUCCAAGAUCGAGCGAUCCACAGGCCAGGUCAUCAAGCCCAUGAACCUGGAAGCUCUCUCCAAGUGGACUGGCCACAUCCCUGGGGAUGUGUUGAGGGACAUGGCUCAGAUCGCCCCCAUGCUGGCUCGGCUCGUCUAUGACCCCUAUGCAAACCCACCCAACUACAACAGCCCCGACUCCAUUGUCAUGAACAACACACACUGGGUCUUGAAAGGGGAUGAUAAAACACCAGCCAAGCUGAAAGGCUAUUAUCUUCAGGUGAACCAGAAUAGCACCUCUUCCCACCUAGGAAGCUCAUGAUUUCCAGGUCUUUGCAAAUGGCUUUGUUGCCAGAAGAGAAGAAACUUUGCAUUCGAGUGGAAAUUGGACCUCUAAUCCAAGCAUAUUGCUUGCUAUUA
Balaenoptera musculus (blue whale) is the source of this 1229-nucleotide messenger RNA. Its product is annotated as protein-tyrosine sulfotransferase 2-like. Gene Ontology annotation, cellular component: Golgi apparatus. The record is from RefSeq and is a predicted model, not a curated record. NCBI's taxonomy places the organism in Eukaryota, Metazoa, Chordata, Mammalia, Artiodactyla, Balaenopteridae. Gene Ontology annotation, biological process: peptidyl-tyrosine sulfation. Gene Ontology annotation, molecular function: protein-tyrosine sulfotransferase activity.